AAUUAACUAACUUUAGCAAAAAUCCUUAUCUAUCCUGUAAUGUCGUUUUUCUUAUAAUGUAAUCACGGUAUUACGUGACCGUGACUGUGACGUCACGCGGCAACUCGUAAAUGUAAACAAUAUCCUGAAAAGCAAAAGCCCAGAUAUUUUUGAUUUUCACCAUGGCUAAAAUUAUAAAUAACAAAAGAACGGCCAUGUUUGAUAACGAUGAGUUUGAAGUUGACGAACUCGGUGCUGAAACUGAGGCUGAAAAACAAAUGAAAGUUAUUUUGCAAAAGCAACUAAAUACAAAUUUAUCUUUAAAUGAGCAAUUUUCCCAGCAUCGCACUUUUGUCAGUCCAAGUACCUUGAAUUCUUUAACUGAACUUGUGCAUGGGACAUGUAAUUUAGAAAAGUUCAAACAGAUUGAACAAGAUGAAGAAGUGAGACAGGAACUUCAACGAUGUGGACUCACUGAUGAGGAAAUAGUUACUUACCUUGAUUUAAAGACAGAAAAGAAAGAUAAUCAUCGAAUAUUUAAUCCAGAAGUAAGAAAAGAAUUUCUUCAAAAAGUGGAACAAAAAAUAAAACUACACAAUGAAAGUCUUCUCAAACCUCAAGAGUUCAAAAAUGUGAAGAAGCUAACACGUCAUGAAAUCGAAAUUGAACGCUCACUUUAUUCUGGUUGUUCAGAUAAAAGCAAGUUGUCUUCAUUAGUGUCAGCACAGACUUCAUUUGAGCCAGAUGGACCUUACAGUUACAUUAAAAAACUUUCAGAUAAAUUGACAGAUAAAACUAGAAGGAAGAAGAAAAAGAAAUUGGUAGAAGCCAGUCAAUCUUUGCCGUCUGAUUCACUAUCAGUGGAAAAUGAAAGCAUCCAAUAUGAUCCCAAUGUACAUCAUGUUAAUAUACCCUUAGAAGAGAAUGAAGUAAAUGAAAAUCGCUUGUCAGCUGAUGAAAUUAAGAAGUUACCAAGGUUUGAAAACCAUACCAUUGGGCAACCAAAUAAAACUCUCUAUCUUAAAAAUUUGCACAGUAAAACUACAGCAAAUGAACUUCGCUCCCUAUUUGGCCAGUUUGAAGCAGAAAAUGGUGUUCCUAUUUAUUAUAAAGUAUGUACAGGGAAAAUGAAAGGUCAAGCAUUUAUUACUUUUUCAAAUUCUGGUGUUGCUGAGAGAGCUCUUCACUUUGCUAAUGGUUACAUAUUGCGAGAGAGACCUAUUAUCAUAGCAUUUGGUAAACAAUGAUUAGAUGACUUCAUCAUCUUUUUUGAUUAUAA
This is a messenger RNA of Parasteatoda tepidariorum (common house spider), 1258 nucleotides long. Its product is annotated as RNA-binding protein 41. Gene Ontology annotation, molecular function: U12 snRNA binding; pre-mRNA intronic binding. NCBI's taxonomy places the organism in Eukaryota, Metazoa, Arthropoda, Arachnida, Araneae, Theridiidae. The record is from RefSeq and is a predicted model, not a curated record. Gene Ontology annotation, cellular component: U12-type spliceosomal complex. Gene Ontology annotation, biological process: mRNA splicing, via spliceosome.